GUUGGUUGCUCAGCUGUUUUGAAGAAUCGACGCGGCUACAGCCGCCUGGCAGUGACUGCUCGUGAUUCGACGUGUGAUCGCUGUUUUCACGUCCAAACGCGGAACAGAUGUGGAGUGACUGUCCAAAUUUCUGACAUAUCUUAACCACGAUUCUUUAAACAGGAUCUUUUUUCUACGUUAUUAAUAAUACUUAACGUUAAAUCGUGAGUGAGUGUGUAAUAUUUGCCUUAUACAAUCAAAAAACGAAAUAUACACAAAAACAAAAAAGAAGAAAAAAAGAAGACACAUACACGAAAAAAAAAAAGAAAAGAAAUCGCCAUGAGCGAGUUAACUCAAGAAGAAAUGAGAAGAAGGCGAUUAGCGCGGUUAGUGGGUUUAGACACGAGUUGUCCAACUAACAACUCUAGUAACAAUGGAGGUACGAUAUCUCCAAGUACACCAGGCCCAUCAAAUCCAUUUGCAGGAUCUAUAAUAUCUCCAGCUAUACAACAAUUUAAUAAUCAAGCAAUUCCAAUGGAGGUUGAAGAAACUAGUGAGAAACAAUCUGGUGUAGAUGUUGAUUCUGGUAUUGAAAAUAUGGAAGUUGAAGAUUCUGACAGAAAAGUGUCACGCUCACGUACAACAAGUUCCAGCACAGAAGUGACUACUGAACAAAUUCAUAUUGUUAUAUCGCGAGUAUUGUGUGUAUCGUGGAAAGAACCUUUAGAAGGAACAUUACUUUUACCAGAAAUGUCAGCUUACGCACUUAUUCAUAAAUUAACCGAUGUCGCGGAUAUCAUCAAUCAAGCUAUUAUGGAAGUUUUACAUAUGUUUUCAAGAGGAGAAGAUCCAUUUAAAAAAAUAACUUUAGAAAUGUCAUCCGAUCGUGAGGACAGUCCGAACAGCCAAGCAAGUCCUUUGUUGAGUCCAGUAAUGACUGCACCAUCUUAUCAAUUACCAACAUUACCAUUACCUGCUGGAAGUAAAUCAUUGCAGUCUAAAAGUCUUAUUUAUUUAUUAGAUUCAUAUUCGCGAGUUGCAAUAGAAGAACGUAAUCAUCCUAAGCGAUCAAGUAUACCACCACUUUCUGAUGUACUAUCAACUCUGCGAGCUCAAUGUGUUCAAUACUCAAGUCUUGUUUUACAAGGUCUUAUAGGGAUUUGUCAAAAUUCUAUUACACCAGCUUAUCUUUCACCACUUCUUCAUCCAAUGCUCUCGCAGAGUUUACCCCGCGGUUACUUACACGAACUUGUAGCCAGAACACAUACGAAUUCAAGUAUCUUCAGCAAAAUUUUCACUCCUUUGCUGCAAGGCCUCUAUCUUUCAAUGCAACAAGCUAGUCUGGUUGGUAAUACACAUCGAAGAACUAUAGAAGCACUUGAAGAACUGAUAGAAAUUCGUUGUGGACUUAACGGCAAUAUACGUCCCAUAUGUCGUUUAAUCACUCACCAAGCACAAUUUUUGCCUGAUGUAAUGACGAAUGCUGCUGGAAGAGAACUUACAAGAACUUCAUUUCUCGGACCCUUUUUGUCAAUUUCUGUAUUUGCUGAAGAUCAACCUAAAGUAGCAGAAAAAUUCUUCAGUGGAAAUCCAUUUACUGAUAAAUCAAUGAAUACAACAUUACAGCAAGAAUUAGAAAGCACGAGAACUUCUUUCCACAAAAUACUUCAUGCAAUAUUAGCAAAUAGUAAUUGUCGCGAUUCUAUGUUAGCAUAUUUAGCAGCAUUAUUACGUCACAACGAAAAGCGUGCCCAAAUACAAACUGAAGAAUUUUCCCUUGCUGGAGAUGGAUUUAUGCUAAAUUUACUCUCAAUAUUACAAAUGCUAUCGGUUAAAAUCAAAUUGGAAACAAUUGAUCCUUUGUAUCCAUUUCAUCCUUCUAGUUUCGUUGAAAUAAAAAAUGAUACAAGACUGAAACUUUCUUCUCAAGAAGUUGCAGAAUGGCUAAAGGAAUUAGAAAUAACACAUAAGUGGGUUGAAGCUAAAUUUCCAACACAAUGUUGGUUUCUUACAUUACACUGUCAUCAUAUAGCAUUGUUACCAGCUUUACAAAAGUAUCAAAGAAAAUUAAGAGCUUUACGUGAUUUGCAAAAAAUGAUUGAUGAAUUACAAGCAUCCGAACCUCAAUGGAAAGAUGCUCCAUUUGCUGGACACAACAAAGAAUUGUUGAAACGAUGGAAACAGCAAUUAAAACGUCUUGGUAAAUCAAAAUCAUGUGCAGAUGCUGGUUUGAUCGACCCUGUGCUUCUAAGAAGAUGUUUGCAUUUCUAUAUUUCUGUUGCUGAAAUUUUACUUAGUCUUUUGACACAGAGCUCACCUAGUACUCCAUUUUUUGAACUUCCCUUGUCACAAGAAAUUCCACAUAAAUUUACAGCCCUACCAGAAUGGUAUGUGGAGGAUAUUGCAGAAUUUUUAUUAUUUACUAUUCAAUUUUGUCCAACAGUAGUAGUAAGUAAUGUGGAUAAUUCAUUGAUUACAUGGUUACUUGUAGUAGUAUGUACACCACAUUGUAUACGUAAUCCAUAUUUAAUUGCAAAAAUUAUUGAAGUUCUAUUUGUAAUCAAUCCUAAUGUUCAAGGUAGAACAGAAACAUUGCAUGAUCAAGUUAUGGCGCAUCCAAUUUCUAAGACGUUUUUGGCGUCUUAUCUUAUGAAGUUUUAUACUGAUGUUGAAACAACUGGUUCCAGCUCAGAGUUCUACGAUAAAUUCUCUAUUCGUUAUCAUAUUAGUUUAAUCUUAAAGUCAAUGUGGGACAGUCCAGUACAUCGGGCGUCUAUUGUAAAUGAAAGCAAUAAUGGCAAUCAAUUUGUUAAAUUCAUUAACAUGUUGAUGAAUGACACAACUUUCCUACUUGAUGAAAGUUUAGAAUCAUUAAAACGUAUACAUGAAGUUCAAGAACUGAUGUCUGAUCUCAAUGCAUGGUCUGCUCUUUCCGAAGAACAACAACAAUCACGAAGAAGACAAUUGACAGCGGACGAACGACAAGCUAGAUCUUAUUUAACGUUAGCUAAAGAAACAGUUGCCAUGUUUCAUUAUUUAACUGUUGAUAUCACAGAACCAUUUUUGCGUCCAGAAUUAGUUGGAAGAUUGUGUGCCAUGUUAAAUUUUAAUUUACAACAAUUGUGUGGACCUAAGUGUAAAAAUUUAAAAGUGAGAAAACCACAAAAAUAUGGGUGGGAACCACGGACGUUAUUAAGUCAGUUGGUUGAUAUAUAUUUACAUCUUGACUGUGAUAAUUUUGCAGCUGCUUUGGCUAGCGAUGAGCGAUCAUUUUGCAAAGAAUUAUUUACUGACGCUGCAAAUAGAUUACAAAAGUCUGCAAUAAAGACAACCACUGAGAUUGAAAGGUUUAUAGCACUUGCUGAACGAGCAACAGUGAUUGCAAGAGAUAAUCGUGCACGCGACGAAGAUUAUGGCGAUGCACCAGAAGAAUUUCGAGAUCCUUUAAUGGAUACUCUUAUGGAAGAUCCUGUUAAGCUUCCAUCUGGCAUCGUUAUGGAUAAAGCAGUUAUUAUAAGACAUUUAUUGAACAGUGCAACAGAUCCUUUUAGCCGUCAACCACUUAGCGAGGAUAUGCUUACACCAAUGGCCGAAUUAAAAGAAAGGAUAUCUGUAUGGAAACAACAAAAGAAAAAACCAACAAAUAUUUAAAAGGUGCUAAUUAGAAGAGCCUUUUUAUAUCAACAUCACCAUACCACAUAGAUUACAUUGAUACAACA
This is a messenger RNA of Polistes dominula (European paper wasp), 3698 nucleotides long. It is a transcript of the gene Ube4B, whose product is annotated as Ubiquitination factor E4B. The record is from RefSeq and is a predicted model, not a curated record. Gene Ontology annotation, cellular component: ubiquitin ligase complex; nucleus; cytoplasm. Lineage: Eukaryota; Metazoa; Arthropoda; Insecta; Hymenoptera; Vespidae. Gene Ontology annotation, biological process: ubiquitin-dependent protein catabolic process; protein polyubiquitination; ERAD pathway. Gene Ontology annotation, molecular function: ubiquitin-ubiquitin ligase activity.